CUGGAGCUGCUGGAUGUAUAAAUAGAGAACACAAUCAGCCUGCAGACACAGCCAGCAACUUCUGCAGCAACAGUGUGCUCCACUCCGCUCCUCAACCCAGGACUGCAGAACACAACUCACGGCAAACUGACCAGACCAGCCUCAGAACACUCUCUCUCAGCAACCCCCCCGACAAGGAAGAGAAUGGACACCAGAUUCCAGGCAGUGACUUUGCUGGCUCUUGCCGUUGCUUGCAUCUACUUCCCCACAGCAAACACCAACAUAGUGCCCAGAUGCCCCUGCAGAGAGGAGACUCAGCUGAGAAGGGUUACUCUCCAAAACAUCGUUGACUUUGAGAUUAUUCCAAGCGAUGCAAUGUGCAACACUCAAAUCAUACUUACUGUCAAAUCAGGCGGUGAAGAGGUAAAGUCGUGCCUGAGUCCUAAAUUCCCUCAAGGCAAAAACAUCGCCAAAUGCUGGAAAAGAAUCCAACACAAUAACAACAACAACAAGAGGCAAUGUCUACAACGAAAAAGACAAUGAAACUGAGAGCUAAAGAAAUGCUUCAACAAUAAUGUGUCUGAAGAAGGGUCUCGACCCUGUUCCUUUUCUCAAGAUGCUGCCUGACCUGCUGAGUUACUCCAGUUCUUUAUUUCUCCAUUCAACAAUAAUGCUAUUUAAGCCAAUCAAAAGACAUGAAUCCUACUUUGCCUUCUGGUUUGUAAUGUGGUCACGUGCUUACAAGAUUACUAAUAUAUCAGAGUUAGUUGGGAACAUUGUACAGACAACCUUUCUUCCAGACCUCUGUCUUAUUUAACUCUAGUGCCAAUUAUUGAUGUUCACUUUAACGUGUGACAAAAAGAUGAAUGUAAAGGUUCUAACUAUUUAUUUUCGAUUUGAUAAUUAACUCGAUGCUGAUCAAUAUACCAGCAAGUAACGGCAAUGGUGGUUCAGAUGGACAUGAGCCAUAUACGUCUUAAAGUUAUCUGCAGAAUGUUUACACUGGUGUCUAUUGUGUCCAAGACACAGUUGGUAAAGAUCAUUUGUGACAAGAGGUCAUUCCUGCAAACUUGUCUUGAAAGAUUUCACAAAUAAUCCAAAUACAACUAUUUCUGUCGUGGUUUACAUUGCUGAAAGUAUUCAUCGUAGAUCGAUUGAAAGCGGUUAGUGUUUAUAGGAUUUCUACUACAGUGCAGUCUGAACGAUGCACUUCAAGUAAUAUGACAAUUCUUUAAUUUAUUAUUGUUUUAAAUUAAGCAAAGGUAUUUUGUAUAAUGUUUCUGGAUUUUUUGUAGAAUGGAAUUGAAACAUACUGCGACACUGGUUCAUGUAUUUAAAAUAUACUGUAAUAAAAUUUAAAAAACGCAA
Molecule: messenger RNA, 1347 nt
Organism: Leucoraja erinaceus (little skate)
Lineage: Eukaryota; Metazoa; Chordata; Chondrichthyes; Rajiformes; Rajidae
Gene: cxcl-c13b
Exons: 5
Coding region: 184-522 (112 amino acids)
Biological process (GO): immune response
Cellular component (GO): extracellular region
Molecular function (GO): chemokine activity
Source: RefSeq, a predicted model, not a curated record